Molecule: messenger RNA, 2654 nt
Organism: Erythranthe guttata (spotted monkey flower)
Lineage: Eukaryota; Viridiplantae; Streptophyta; Magnoliopsida; Lamiales; Phrymaceae
Source: RefSeq, a predicted model, not a curated record
GAAAAAAGAAAUGGCUUCGAACGUAACGGCGUUAAAAUGUCCACCACCGAUGAAGGCGGCGUCGAACGGGGUUUUCCAAGGCGACAAUCCUCUACAUUUCUCGCUUCCUCUUUUGAUCAUACAGAUAUGCCUCGUCGUGGCGCUCACCCGAGCACUCGCCUAUCUCCUCCGCCCCCUCCGCCAACCCCGUGUCAUCGCUGAGAUCAUUGGAGGAAUUCUACUAGGGCCUUCGGCUUUAGGGCGAAACCAGAAAUAUCUCCAUGCCGUAUUUCCAGCUCGGAGCCUCACAGUUCUCGAUACCAUAGCCAAUCUUGGUCUACUAUUUUUCUUAUUCCUCGUCGGCCUCGAGCUCGAUCCAAAAGCCCUCAGACGAACGGGGAAAAAAGCCCUAAGCAUCGCCCUCGCUGGAAUCACUCUCCCGUUCGCCCUAGGAAUCGGGACAUCCUUCGUCCUGCGGAGCACAAUCUCCAAAGACGUAGCUCAAGGCCCGUUUCUCGUAUUCAUGGGCGUCGCGGUCUCCAUCACCGCCUUUCCCGUUUUGGCCCGUAUCUUGGCCGAGCUCAAGCUCUUGACCACUGACGUGGGCCGCAUGGCCAUGUCAGCAGCUGCCGUCAACGACGUGGCAGCAUGGAUCCUGCUCGCCCUAGCGAUCGCCCUGUCAGGAACCGGGUCGCCGUUGGUUUCUCUAUGGGUCUUUUUAUCCGGGUCGGGUUUUAUAACGUUGUGCAUAUUCGUGGCCCCGCUUCUAUUCAAGUGGAUGGUCAAACGCUGCCCCGAGGGGGAGCCAGUCGACGAGAUUUACGUCUGCGCCACGCUGGCCGCGGUUCUAGCGGCCGGGCUCGUGACCGACACCAUCGGAAUCCAUGCGUUAUUCGGUGCGUUCGUGCUCGGAGUUCUCGUACCGAAAGAGGGCCCGUUCGCCGGGGCCCUAGUCGAGAAAGUUGAGGAUCUCGUCUCGGGUUUGUUUCUUCCAUUGUAUUUCGUGUCGAGUGGAUUGAAGACGAACGUGGCCACCAUUCAAGGGGGCCAGUCGUGGGGUCUGCUCGUGCUGGUUAUAUUCACGGCGUGUUUCGGGAAAAUCGUCGGGACCGUCGUUGUUUCUCUCUUGUGCAAGAUCCCCUUUAGGGAGGCGUUGGUUCUCGGGUUCUUGAUGAACACGAAAGGUUUGGUCGAGCUCAUCGUCCUCAACAUCGGCAAAGACAGAGGAGUUCUGAAUGACCAGACAUUUGCGAUCAUGGUACUAAUGGCUUUAUUCACGACAUUUAUAACGACGCCGAUCGUCGUAGCUCUUUACAAACCGGCAAGAAUGGCCGCGUCGGAUUACAAGCACCGAACAAUCCAGAGGAAAGACCCGAACACUCAGCUGAGGCUACUAACAUGCUUCCACAGCACUAGAAGCAUUCCGACAUUGAUCAACCUGAUGGAAACUUCUAGAGGCACCGGGAAACGUGGCGGGCUUCGAGUGUUCGCCAUGCACCUAAUGGAGCUCUCCGAGAGGUCUUCGGCGAUUCUCAUGGUCCACAAGGCGCGUAAGAACGGGGCACCAUUCUGGAACAAGGCCGAAAGCACCGAUACGAACCAGGUGGUGGUGGCGUUCGAGGCAUUCGAGCAGCUCAGCCAAGUGUCGAUCCGGCCGACCACCGCCAUCUCCGCCAUGUCUAGCAUGCACGAGGACAUAUGCAGCAGUGCCCAGGGGAAGAAGGCGGCGGUGAUCAUCUUGCCGUUCCACAAGCACCAGAGGAUCGACGGCCAUUUGGAGACCACCAGGUCGGAUCUGAGGCACGUGAACCGGCGCGUGCUCGAGCACGCGCCCUGCUCCGUCGGGAUCCUGGUCGACCGCGGGCUUGGCGGGGCGGCGCAUAUUGCCGCCAGCAACGUUAACUACACCAUCACCGUGUUGUUCUUCGGCGGCCCCGACGACCGUGAAGCUCUUUCCUACGGCGCGAUAAUGGCGGAGCACCCGGGGAUUAAUCUGAACGUCGUCCGUUUCGUCGUCGAUUCGAAGGUUGCCGGAGAAAGUGUCCGGCUGGAUAUCGACGGCAACGAUGGGAACCGGCCGGAGGACAGAUCCGACGACGAGGAGUUCAUAUCGGAGUUCAGAGAGAGGGUUUCGAAGGCCGGCUCGAUUAAAUUCGAGGAGUGCGUGGUCGGCGGCGCGGCGGAGGCGAUGGCCGUGAUUCGAUCGCACAACGUCAGCAAUCUUUUCCUGGUGGGGAGAAUCCCGGAGGGGCAGCUGGUGGCGGCGCUUGACAAGAAGGGGGAGUGCCCGGAGCUGGGGCCGAUCGGGAAGUUGCUGGUUUCGCCGGAGAUGUCGACGGCGGCGUCGGUGCUGGUGAUGCAGCAGUACCGGAGCCAGUUGACCGGGCACGCGUUGACUUCUUUGAAGGAAGAGGAUACGGUGGGAGGGGAGUCUGAUUCACAGUGAUUACGCAAGUGCAGAGGGAAUAAAUAAAUAAAUAAAAUUUAAUAGUGUGUGUAAAUAAAAAAAUUCGUAAGAAUUUCAUUUUUCUUAGGAAAAAAAGAAAUUCGUAAGAAUUAAUUGUUAUUUGUCUGUACUUUGCCAUUUUCAUCUUUAGCUUGUGGAUAUACUUUCUGUACUGUGUGUAUCAUUUUCAAGAAAAUGCUUAAAGAAAAGCUUUUUCACUUUCGGAAAA